AUGAUCAUUGGUAAUGAAUUAGCUACCAUCGAUGUUCGAUGUAUUCCAGACAAUCCACAUGCCAUUUCUAGUGUCUUGAAUACAAAAAAAGUUCGUUUCGAUAUUGAAACAAAGAAUCAAGGAGAAACAAUAAAACGGACACCACUCAAUUUAGUACUUAUUCUCGAUCGUAGUGGAUCGAUGGAGUCUGAUAAUAAAUUAACAUUUGUGAAAAAAGUUGUUGUUUCUGUUCUUAAUCUUCUUCACGCCUAUGAUACAGAUGUAUCAAUCAUUUUUGAAAAUGCACGAGCAUCUACUUGUCAAUAUCUUUAUCCUGUUAUCGACAAAAUUCAAACUGCUGGUUCAACAAACAUGUCCGAUGGUCUGAAUGUAGGCGCUGAGCUUAUGGAUAAAUAUGUAUAUAAUGGAUAUUCACGUCGUAUGUUCGUCUUUUCUGAUGGACAAGCUAAUGUUGGAAUGAAAACACGAGCUAAAUUAACAAAUCUUGUUCGUGAAUAUAAUGAUAAAGAUACUAUAACUGAUGUAUUCGGUAUUGGUGCUGAUUUCGAUAGUGAAAUUAUGAAAGGUAUUGCUGAUGCUGGAGGAUCAAGGUUUAACAAACAUUUUCUCUACAAAGUGGGAUAA
Messenger RNA from Rotaria sordida, 624 nucleotides. The record is from the annotation of a GenBank genome assembly. NCBI's taxonomy places the organism in Eukaryota, Metazoa, Rotifera, Eurotatoria, Philodinida, Philodinidae.